Messenger RNA from Spirodela intermedia, 3273 nucleotides. Lineage: Eukaryota; Viridiplantae; Streptophyta; Magnoliopsida; Alismatales; Araceae. The record is from the annotation of a GenBank genome assembly.
AUGGAGGGGUGCAGAGCGCCUCUUCUCAACGGCUGGAUUACACCAUUUAUAAUGGGUUUCCUCCUCUGCAUGUCCAUUCCACUGGCAUCGGCGAAGGUGCGGCGGUACCGGUGGGAGGUAACCUACGAGCUGCAAUCCCCCGAUUGCCUGGAGAAGCUGGUGAUUGCCAUCAAUGGGAGGACUCCCGGCCCGACCAUCAUGGCUCAGCAGGGAGACACGGUCAUCGUCGAGGUCAAGAACGGCCUCCUCACAGAGAACACCGCCAUUCACUGGCACGGCAUCCGCCAGGUUAAACCGCGAGAGCCCCCCCUUCCCCUUUCUUGCUCAUCUCCGGCGACCUUACAGUCCGCUGACGGCCUCCUUCGCCGGUGACUUCGCCGCCAAUUUUUCCAGAUUGGGACGCCAUGGAGCGACGGCACGGAAGGCGUGACGCAGUGCCCCAUCCUCCCCGGCGAGACCUUCGUCUACAAGUUCGUCGUCGAUAGGGUAAGAAGCUGCCCCUCCCUCACAUUUUUCGCCUUCCAAUCUCCUGUUCACGGAGUCAUACCUUCAUCGUUGACUUUUACUUCUUCCUAUUCUGCACUCUUCCCUGAAAUAUUCUUUGAACGCCGUCAUCUUAAGAGACUGUCUCCUCAGGCCGUGGGCCUGAACUUAGCGGUGUUUUUGUCGUCUCGCAAGGACCCCCGCCCCCCACUAGCCACAGGGUCCGUCGGCGUUGGCCCCGAUUUUACUCUAGUCAGAAUCCAACCCAAUAUAAUUAUCGCUUUCCUUUUAAAAAAAAAAUCAACGGUCGACGGCGGUCAGUUGAAUAAUAUUAAAAAAUAUUGCAUAAAAUAUUGAAUUAAUAGAAUUUAAUAAAAGUGGGCCCUUUUCGAUAACCAUGGUGGUGGAUGGAUCAUCCUCAGCCGUUGUUAUCUUCGUGAUUCCCUCGGUGAGUUGACUGUAAAUGUCAAAAGGAUUGCUCAUCUCCCAAAUAGUCAAAUGCGUAUCACUUUGCGAAACUAGAUAUUUCAUAGCUACUAUGAGAACUGAUCGUCCUCGACAAUCACUCUAAAGUGACUCCCUUCAGCAAAUAACCUGUCCAUGUAUAAGAGCCAAUGAGGUCCUAAUUUCUUAAAUAUUUAGUCCCCUUAAAUCUGCAAAAUUAUGCCCUUUAGUGCUACUAUGACAACGGAUCGUCUUAAUUUAGCAAGUUCACCGUUGACCAUCAAGAAUCAACUUUUCAACUCAUUGUGAUGGUUUCAGCAAACACUUGAUCAGUGAGCUCAUUGGUUACGAAAUGCUUAUAACCUUGGAAAAAUAAGCUUUUUACUUACCAUGGUGAUCGAUCAUGUCAGCCUCUGGUUUCACGCGACUCCUAUGUCCAGUAGGUCGUUGACCAGUAUGAAUCAUCUAGUUUCUAACCUCGAAAAACACUAGACGCCAUAAAUUUUUCAAAACCUUUCGCCUGGUAUCCAAAAAACCAUGCAAACGUUUCGUUAGCUGAAAAAAAAAUAACCUUGUUGACCAUCAAGAAUCAACUUUUGAACUCACUGUGAUUCUUUCAGAAACACUGUUGACCAGCGAGCUCAUUGGUGAUUCAACCCUUCUGCAUAAAAACCAAAACCCCUUUAGAGUCGAACACCUUGCUAAUCUCCGAAAUCAUUAACUGUUGAUUAAUUUGCAAAUAUGAGCCCAAACCCUUACGAACAGAGAUCAGUCGUCUUCAACCUCUCGUCUCACUGUGAUUCCUUCGUCGAAAAUGGCGGCAGCCCGGGACCUACAUCUACCACGCUCAUUACGGGAUGCAGAGGUCUGCCGGCCUCUAUGGGUCCAUCCACGUCUCCCUCCCCGACGGCAUUUCGGAGCCCUUCGCGUACGACUACGACCGGAACAUCGUCCUCAACGACUGGUGGCACAAGACCACCCACGAGCAGGCCGCCGGCCUAUCCUCCAUCCCUUUCGUCUGGGUCAAGGAGCCUCAGGUGCCUAUUCUCUCUAAACCUUUCCAUUGUUCCUCUGUUUUUGAGAUGGAUGUCCUGUUCAACUCCUAGCGUUUGCCUUGCAGUCACUUCUGAUCAAUGGGAGGGGAUGGUUCAACUGCUCACAAGCCGGGACUGCCGUCUGCAACUCUACCAACCCGCAGUGCUCCCCCUUCGUGCUCACGGUGGUGCCAGGGAAGACCUACCGCCUAAGGAUCUCCAGCCUUGCUUCUCUCUCGGCGUUCAACUUUGAGAUAGAGGUGAGGAGGGGAGGGAACGGUCCCAGCAGACGAAGAAGACGGCCACUUAGGUCGCAGGAAAAUAAGCACUGACCUUGGGGGUUCUUUUGCAGGGUCACAACAUGACCGUCGUAGAAACCGACGGCCACUACGUCGAGCCAUUCGUCGUGAAGAACCUCAACAUCUACUCCGGCGAGACCUAUUCCGUCCUGGUGGUCGCCGACCAGGAACCUUCCCGCAACUACUGGGCGGCCUUGAACGUCGUCAGCAGGAAGCCCGACACCCCCACCGGUCUCGCCAUCUUCAACUACUACCCCAACCACCCCCGCCGCCGUCCCCCGACGGCGCCGCCUGCCGGGCCCCUCUGGAACGACACCGAGUACCGCCUGAACCAGAGCCUAAAGAUUAGGGCUCGCCGGGGAUACGUCUACCCCCCGCCGACCACCACAGACCGGGUGAUCACCCUUCUGAACACCCAGAACAGGAUUGACGGCCACACCCGGUGGGCCGUCAACAACAUCUCCUUCACCCUCCCCCACACCCCUUACCUGAUCGCCCUCAAGCACAAGCUGCACCACACCUUCAGCCAGUCGGCGCCGCCGGAGACCUACGACCGCGCAAACUACGACAUCUUUAAGCAGGCGGCGAACCCCAACGCCACCUACAGCGACGCCGUGUAUCGGCUGAAGUUCAACUCCACGGUGGACAUCAUCCUCCAGAACGCGAACAGCAUGGUCCCCAACAACAGCGAGACCCAUCCCUGGCACCUCCAUGGCCAUGACUUCUGGGUCCUCGGUCAUGGGCCGGGGGUCUUCGAUCCGGUCAACGAUCCCCUGAGGAAGUACAACCUAGUGGACCCCAUCAUGAAGAACACUGUGGCGGUUCACCCUUAUGGCUGGACGGCGAUCAGAUUCGUGGCCGACAACCCAGGCGUGUGGGCGUUCCACUGCCACAUCGAGUCACACUUCUUCAUGGGAAUGGGAAUUGUCUUCGAGGAGGGUGUGGAGAGGGUCGGCCGGCUGCCGGCAGCCAUCAUGGGCUGUGGCGACUCUCACCGCCUCCCCCGUCAUUGA